CCAGCCACCGCAUCAUUGACCUUCGCCCCGAACCCCUGCUAACCAAACCACUCCUCAACGUGCAAGAAUCAAAGGAACCUAGUACUAUUAUGGCUUCCUCCAAAACCGAGCUCGACUAUCGCGUUACCGACAACGUCGGCUACGGCCUUGGUAGCGAAACCGCAGCCGCAUUUCGACUCAAUGGAAUAUUUCACUUCUGGAAAGAGCACCUCGGCUUCAACAUCCACCCGACCAUUCGGGAGUCCUUGCAGACCUCAAAUCCCCGCAUCGCUGAUGUAGCCACAGGCACAGCCAUCUGGCUCAUAGACUUGGCGAAGGAGCUUCCCGAUGCGACCCUCGACGGGCUCGACCUGACUCUCGACAUGGCGCCCCCGGUGGAGUGGCUGCCACCCAAUAUCACCCUGCGGCAGUGGAAUAUCUUUGAAGACCUGCCCGAAGAAUUGGUGGGACAGUUCGAUCUCGUACAUCUGCGACUACUUCUACCAGUUAUCCAGAAUGGCGAUCCCUCGUCAAUCAUUCAGAAGAUCACCCGCAUGCUAAAGCCCGGAGGAUGGAUCCAAUGGGAUGAUUUGAACAUCCGGGAGGCAAAGAUCUUCAAAGCCAGGCCCGAACUCAAGGUUGAAGCGUUGGAAUACCUCUCUCGGUUUUGGAAUACCGGCGAACGGCAGGAAUGGAUUGGUCGUCUUCCGCAGAGUUUUGAACAAGAGGGACUGAAAAGAACGAGCAUUGAUCGAUAUGAAAACUUGAAGCAAUAUCUCAAGGCCGACUGCGAGGGAUAUAUUGUGACUUGCGAAGAGACUGCGCGAACACUUGCCAGGAAGGGCAAGGUCGAUGAAGCGAAAGAAUUCUCUCAGAUCGUUCAUCAAGCAUCGCUGGAAGCUGCGGCUGGCGCUGCCGUGGUGGCUACUAGGGUCGUUUGUAUCGGGCAAAAGCCAGUGGAGCUGUGAACUAAAUGAUCACCUGGAGGGAGGUAGGCACAUAAUCUAAGAGUUGGGUGAAGAUGAUUUUGCUUGAGGAGUUGGAUGUUAAUACAUAGUGUGGCUUGCAGUCCAUGUGCUGGGACACUCCUUCCCCAUAGCAGCAAAAGGAGGACUUUAAGGGAGGAGUCAAAGUCUGCCUGAAGAUGAUAAAACUGCACUGAUGACAUUGUAAUGCCA
Aspergillus eucalypticola CBS 122712 is the source of this 1157-nucleotide messenger RNA. RefSeq names its product class I SAM-dependent methyltransferase. Bases 90 to 947 code for a protein of 285 amino acids. The transcript has a single exon. The record is from RefSeq and is a predicted model, not a curated record. NCBI's taxonomy places the organism in Eukaryota, Fungi, Ascomycota, Eurotiomycetes, Eurotiales, Aspergillaceae.